Molecule: messenger RNA, 2696 nt
Organism: Amblyraja radiata (thorny skate)
Lineage: Eukaryota; Metazoa; Chordata; Chondrichthyes; Rajiformes; Rajidae
Gene: wdr43
Product: WD repeat domain 43
Exons: 18
Coding region: 37-2049 (670 amino acids)
Biological process (GO): maturation of SSU-rRNA from tricistronic rRNA transcript (SSU-rRNA, 5.8S rRNA, LSU-rRNA)
Cellular component (GO): nucleolus
Molecular function (GO): protein binding
Source: RefSeq, a predicted model, not a curated record
GGCGCAUGCGCGCUGGGCAACACGUGUGGCGACGGCAUGGCGGCGGUUGCUGGCGAUGAUGGGGGAGCGGGAGCGGGAGCAGCGGGGACACCGGGCAGUGGCGGCGGCUGCUGCGUCUUCUCGCCCCCGGCCCCAGCGCGGUGCCUGGCAACGGUGGCCGGCGACGGGCGCGUCCGCCUGUGGGACACGCAGGCUGGGGGAGCGGGCCGCCUGCGACACGAGUACGUGCCCUCGUCCCACCUCAGCGCCACCUGCAGCUGCCUGGCCUGGGCCCCCGCCCAGCGGCAACGACCACGGGAGGUUCCUCAGAAAAAAAAGAGGAGAUCGGAGAAAGUGGAUGUUGAUGAGGAAUUGGAUCUAUUGGCUAUUGGCACAGCAGUUGGCAGCAUCUUGUUAUACAGUAUAGUAAAAGGAGAAUUACAGAGGAAGCUGAGUGAUGGACAUAACGGUAAAGUAAACUGUGUACGGUGGCAUCAAGAAAAUGAUUGUCUCUACAGCUGCUCAGAUGACAAGCAUAUAGUGGAAUGGAGCGUGCCAACGGGGAAGGUGAAAUGCAAAUGGAAAGCAGAGAAAGGCAGCAUCAGUCACCUAUGCCUGAGCCCCGAUGGAAAGAUGUUGUUAUCAGCAGGCUGUGGUAUCACGCUAUGGAACCUGGAGACCAAAGAAGUAUACAGGAAGUUUACAGGUCAUGCAACAGCAGUAUCGUCACUUACAUUUGUAACAAUACGACCACCUAACGACAGCCAGCCAUCUGACGGAAUAACUGGCCUGUAUUUCCUCUCAGGAGCUGUGCAUGAUCGACUUCUUAAUGUUUGGCAAGUGCGAUCCGAUAAGAAGGAUAAGAAUGCAGUGCUGUCCUUCAUACUGGCAGAUGAGCCUGUGUAUGUGGACCUGGCCACUUCAGGUGAUAGAGAAGAUCCGGUGAAGUUGGCGGUUGUUUGCCGGGAUGGACAAAUGCACUUGUUCGAACAAAUCUUAAAUGGAUACUGCAAAAAGCCUCUCAUGCCGACCUGCACUUUGCAGAUAGCAACAUCGGGGAAAGGAAAUGACGUGAGACCUGUUCCUAUCCUGGCCGCCACCUUCUGUUCAGACAGUCGAUCAGUGUUGGUAGCUUACAACACUCUGCUGCAUCCAAUCAUUGAAAGAGUGACGUUGAAUACGAGUGAAGCCCAUAUUUGCCUGGUGAGAGAUACACAGAUGACCGUGUCGAUCUCGACGGAGACUGCUGUAACAAAAGUGAAAACUCCAAUUGUAACAGCUGAAGUUAAAGUGUUGGUGCCUGGUAUUCCAGGCCACGUUGCAAGCAUGAAGCCCAGGCUGAUGGAAUCGAGAAAGACUGAAGCUAAAAGGAAAGGAACGGAAGUGGAGAGUAGCAUUGAGGAGCGUCUGUCUGCCAUGGAUAUUGAUGCACUGAAAGUGAAGCACAAAGGAGGCUUUCCACAGGCUGACAGCUUUGCUGUGUUGCUUGUACAAGGACUAGAGAGUAACGACUCCUCUAUUCUAAAUAAAGUGCUCCAGAUUAAGAAGGAUGCCUUGAUAAAGACCACCAUUGCCAGGUUACCUGUUACAGCAGUAGUCCCGCUGCUUCAUGAGAUCACAAGACGAUUGCAAGGUCAUCCUUACGGUGCUUUGUUAAUGGUCCGGUGGCUAAAGGCUGUCUUCACCCAACAUGCCUCCUUUUUAUCUACACUGCCUGACCUUGUGCCACAACUCGGCGUGUUGUACCAGCUGAUGGAGAGCAGAGUGAAGACCCUGCAGAAGCUGUCUCGCUUGCACGGCAAGCUUUAUCUCCUCAGUGCGCAGGUUGCAGCAUCACAGCGUGUGCAGGAUGCAAGCACCGUCAACCAAACAGCAAAACUAGUUUAUGCAGAAGAAUCAUCGGAAGAUGAAAACUCCGAAGAUGAGUUGAUGGAGGAUCACGAAUCCGAUGAAAACUGGGAAGAAGAGAAAGAAGAGCGUGCGGACGACCCAAAAAUGAACAUUGAUAAAGAAGUCAGUGAAGACUCCGGAGAGGACUUGCACACAGAGAACGAGAGCGAAGAGGAAUAAAAUCAUUUUUUUAAAGGAAGAUUGACUAUAUCUGCACACUUGGGCCAAUGAAUCUGCCCUGGGCAGCUGAAUAUAUAUAUUUUUUCCACACUGAAAAUCUGGUUUGGAAAGCAGGCGACGGACUGGCAGUGAAGACUGCACCCAGGAUUGUCCGCGCACAUUGGAUUCCAAGGAAUUUGUGACUCGGUGGUACAAGGCUCACAAUUAUAUAUUUCUGCAACCAUGUUUCUAAUGCAGGUCAUUUUUUCUCAAAAGACAAUUUCUAUUUGGAGUGAUUACCACAGCCAGUAAUGUGGAGCAAACUCGUGACCAUUUGAAAAGGGAUGGGUGCUUUAACAUCAGUCGUCUAAUCCUUGACUACUGCUGUGACAUUUUAACCUGAUGGGAGGAUGUGGUUUGGAGGUUUCUCCCAGGUGGUUUGGUUCUGACCAGCUGCUUCUUGUGCUUUCAGGUUGGUAUGUUACAGGUAUGUCGUCGUGAGCUGGUUGACAGAAUUAUGCAUAUUUGUCUAUAAAUCAAUAAUUUGCAGCUAUUAAUGCUGUUUUCUCCUUUGUAUAGUGAAUAAACAAGAUUCUCCUUUACAAGAUUGUUCUGUACUUUUUGUCUUUAGCUGCAUCUCUAAUAAAAAUCCGUCUUCUUGGAAAAUA